AUGACGAACUCUGACCGUCCAACCGUUCUUCUUAUCAACGGGCCCAACCUGAACCUGCUCGGCACCCGCGAGCCAGAGAAGUACGGCAGCCAAACACUGUCCGACGUGCUUACGCGCAGCCAGGUUGUCUGCACCGAGUUGGGCCUGCACCUCGAAACAUUCCAGUCCAACCACGAAGGUCAGAUCAUCGACAAGAUCCACUCGGUACUCGGCAAGGCGAACUCGACCUUCUUGGUCAUCAACCCAGGUGCCUUUACUCACACUUCAGUGGCUAUCCGCGAUGCCAUCUCUGGCGUGCAGGUCCCGACGAUCGAGGUGCACAUCACCAACGUCCACAAACGCGAAGCCUUCCGUCAUCAUUCCUACCUCUCCGAUAUCGCCGUAGGUGUGGUGGCUGGGUUCGGUACCUAUGGAUACGAGGCCGCCAUCCGCUUGGCUGCUCAACACCUUUGUCCCAAACAGGCCUAG
Sporisorium graminicola is the source of this 468-nucleotide messenger RNA. RefSeq lists its product as uncharacterized. Gene Ontology annotation, molecular function: 3-dehydroquinate dehydratase activity. Gene Ontology annotation, biological process: quinate catabolic process. The transcript has 2 exons. NCBI's taxonomy places the organism in Eukaryota, Fungi, Basidiomycota, Ustilaginomycetes, Ustilaginales, Ustilaginaceae. The record is from RefSeq and is a predicted model, not a curated record. The coding region runs from base 1 to 468 and encodes 155 amino acids.